Messenger RNA from Notolabrus celidotus (New Zealand spotty), 1986 nucleotides. Its product is annotated as zinc finger protein 239-like. NCBI's taxonomy places the organism in Eukaryota, Metazoa, Chordata, Actinopteri, Labriformes, Labridae. Gene Ontology annotation, cellular component: nucleus. The record is from RefSeq and is a predicted model, not a curated record. The transcript has 8 exons. The coding region runs from base 115 to 1875 and encodes 586 amino acids.
AGAAACAGACCGGAAGUGUCGAUGUUGUGGUCACUGUGAAGACUGGUGUUUUAAAUAAUUAGUCCACAAGUUGCAAGCAACGCCAUAAGUAUCUACAAAUGGUCUUUUAAUACGAUGGCCAGAUUUCGAGAUCCUCACAUCCCUCUAUCAUCCCUUCACCUCCUGAUUCCUCCUCUGAGGAUGACGUCAGCCUGUAUGUGGCAGGUAGCCCUGGACCGUAAUGUAGACCGGUAUGAUCAGCUGGCUGAAUUCAUCUCACUGGUGACAGAGAUAGUCCCAGGUCUGCUGAGUUACAGGCAGAGGACUCAGCUCAUUCUAGGACUGAGAGCGAGGGUCAUCGUUGAACUUGUAACAAAGGAAGAACCUGUCGACUGUAAUGCUGUCCAGGAACAUCUCAACAUUUUCAAAAAGUAUAAAGCAAGCCAUAAUCACAAUGAGGAUCAAGAUCAAGAAGUGCAGAACUCAAAGUCUGCAUUUGUGAAACAGGUUCAGACACUACUCAAGGACAAAUACGAGAAGGAUAAAUUUGUUAAAGAGGUGUUUCCAGAGCUGUAUGGAGCACGUUUUGAUACAGUGUUGCAGAUCCUGGCGUGGGAGUUCCUGCACAGACUGGAUGAGUUUCUCCCAGUACCAAGUUUCUCAAAGGUAUCCUCUUUCAUCGACCUGUCCUCCUUUGACUCCCAGUUUGAGCAGUUUUUCUGCAACAAAGAUGAUCUAAAGAGGAUUCUGCAGAAUCAAAAGCAGCGAAUAAAGUUAACAAAAAGUGAAUUCUCCUUCAUGUCAGACACUAUCCUGUCCACUCUGGCAUCUAAACAAACAUCAGCAGCAUCAGAGGGUUUCCUGGAAGGUAUAAAAGAUGAAGAAGGUGGAGGACAAAGUGCUGAUGAAGAAACGGAUGACAGUUCAGUUGAGAUUUCAGACUCUCAGUGGCAGGACAGAGGUCUGUCACCGCUUACUGACUCUCCACUCUCUGAAGAAGGUGGGAUGACGGAUGAAAAUGAUGAUGCCAGCAGCGUGGUCUCUCAAGACACCCCUACCUCCCUACAAGUAGUUUACGGGACACAAGUGACACUCUUGGAGGGAAACUCAGAGAUAAACAUUGCAAGAGUCCAGGAAAUGUGUGACCCUGGAAUGUUUAAGGUAAACUUGGCAACCAGUUUAAAGGACAUUGAAGACCUCACAUGUCCUGUGUGCUACAAGACUUUUGGGAAACCAAAAGCUGUGAAACGUCACGUAAAAACUGCACACCCCACGCAUGAGCAGGUGUUCCGCUGUGACAAAUGUGACAAGACUUUCCAGGCAAAGUGGCGUUUGGACCAGCACUAUCAAGCUCACUCCAUCAAGAAGCCUUAUGUUUGUUCCCACUGCGGCAAAGGCCUUUCAUGUCCAAAAGUGCUAGAAACUCACAUGAGACUUCACACCGGAGAACGUCCGUAUGCCUGCAAGUUGUGUGAUAAGAAAUUUGACCAGAAAUACACGCUGACACAGCACAUCAGGAUGCACAGCGGGGAGAAACCGUACCUGUGCAGCGUGUGUGGAAAGACCUUUGCAAUCAAGGGUGGGCUGCGAGUCCAUACACGGCAGCACACAGGUGAAAGACCAUAUCACUGCAAGGAAUGUGGAGAAAGCUUCAGAAUUUUUGGAGCUCUUAAAAGACAUCAAACACUUCACACAAAUGAGCGUCCGUAUACCUGCCCACAGUGUGGAAAGAGUUUCCGCCUCCAGGUUGGGUUUGCGAGACAUAUGAGAAUUCACACUGGAGAAAAACCUUAUCAAUGUGUCGUGUGUGACAAAAGAUUUCACACAUCGGGAAAUCGGAGGAUACACAUGAAAAGUCACAAAUCAACAAAAGACGCUAAAGCCUCUACAGAGUGAUGUCUUCAGUGUGCGCAUUGUUCUUUGCUCUCUGAUAAUAAGCGGGACAUACAAGCUUUGAACAGGUUACGUUUGUGUUUGGUCUGUUUUAUUAAAAAGUAACUAAAGUUA